Molecule: messenger RNA, 3198 nt
Organism: Auanema sp. JU1783
Lineage: Eukaryota; Metazoa; Nematoda; Chromadorea; Rhabditida; Rhabditidae
Source: the annotation of a GenBank genome assembly
AUGCUUAAGCAAACUGGUGAAACUCCAGCUUUGAUUGGUCUUAGGAUGAGAACAUCACCAUCGAUAAUGGCUUAUGCUCCGUGUCCAUCUCGUUUAGAACCUCGGAUGAUCACAGAUUUAGAAGAGUUUCUAGAUGGUAAUUCAACGACUUCCGCCAACUGUGUUUAUUUGAUACAGUCAUAUCAGUUCUUCGUAUUUGAUACCUGUUCACGGGAAAUGAACGCUGCUUGCGACAUUCCGACUGUGGAAAAAGAUGUCUGUGGAUCACUGCUUUGUCCUACAACAUCUACAGAACCUCCAUCAACGACUGAAGAGUCGACAACAUCCUCUGACAACACUGGCACUACUGAACAAACGACUGUAGAAUCAACCACAUCCUCUGACAACACUGGCACUACUGAACAAACGACUGUAGAAUCAACCACAUCCUCUGACAACACAGAAACUACUGAAAAUACGGCUGUGACAGACUCAUCUAGCACGUUGACACCUACUGAUUCAAUCUCUACUGUUGAUAAUCAACUAUCUUCUUCUUCAUCAGCGGAAACAACCGAAACAUCCGAAAAUACAAUUAUAACCACUGAAGCAUUUCCAGAAACAGUAGAAAACACAAAGCCAUCGAUUGAAACAACUGAAACAAUUAUAACAGAUGAAACCUCUACUGAUACAAGUCUAUCUACUGCGAUUCCAUCAACAAGCUCAGCGUCUGUUGCUGAUACUUCUAUCACAGAUUCUUCUGAAACAGAAACAACAGGUAGCAAAGUAAAUGAAGAAACAGAGACAACUACUCUCUCAGAGCUUUCUUCAUCUGUGAGAACAAUAGAAACGAGGCCGACAGACACCAGUAGUUUAGCCUCAACCCAAGAAAGUACUGAAUUGAGUUCAAUCACUUACACAAGUGACAAUACAGAAAUAUUUCAAAGUUCAAAUCAGCCUACUUCUACUGAAACUAAAACUGUCUCUGCUAUAGAUACUUCGUCAGACUCGACCAUGUUAACUCCAGAGCUCAGUUCACAGCAAACAUCAACUCCAGUAAGCACAACGAGCGAAAAAAUGACUGAUCCUACUUUGAAUACGGAAGGAACAACUAAUAUGAAUGAACACACAGAAGAGCCAAGUGAGAAUACGAUAACACUUGAAUGGGAUGAACUGUCAAGCUCAGAGAGUUACUCAACUGAGCAGCUCACAACAACCCCAUCAGAUCUUGAUACAGAUCCGGUGUACUCAACUGAUGUGACAGAAAAUUCUGAGAACACGGAUGAGCCUACAGAUGAUUAUUAUUCAGAUACAGACUAUCCCGAAUAUCCUGACUAUUCCGAUUAUCCAGACUAUUACAAUUAUCCAGACUAUUCAGACUAUCCAGAAUAUUCUGAAAUGUCAUCCAGUGAUAGCAAUUUGAUUAGCACUUUAUCUGGAGAAUCAACAACGGAAAGCUAUGACUAUACAGACUUUCCUUUAUCUUCUUCGGAUUCUCAGGAAGUAACAACUAGUUUCCCAUCACCAAUCCCAUCUUUAUCCAUAAGUUCAAUUGGAACUACAUCGUCGUUCAAUAAUGAAAUUCCUAUUAUCCCUAACCCCGGUAAUCCUGGUUCUGAAAGUUCGACAAAUUCUCCAACAAGUGCUAAGCCAACUAACACAGCAUCAAACAUAUUUCAAGACUCCACUCCCAUUCCGAAAACAACAACAACUUCGUUUUCAUCUCCAAUUUCAUCCUCGUUGAGCACGGAACUUCAUGAGUCCACUAUUAGUAGCUCCAGUCUGACAUUAACGUCAUCAACCUUCUCAGAUAUACAAUAUUCUUCGCCGAAUACUCAAACUUCAUCUAUCACUACCAAACGUGGAUUGACAUCGAGUGGUACCGAAUUUCCUAUCACGAGUCUACCAACGACGUCUCCUUCCACCAAUACAUCUCAAUUUACAACAACAUCUAACUCUUCAAAAUUAGUUUCAUCUACCCCAAAAAGCAGCACGGCAGCUUUAAACUCAUCCUCCACAACUUCUCAAUCUGAUUUCUCUCUCAUUUCCACAACUACAUCGGUUAUACCCACAACCAAAAGCUCUAAAAGACAGUGCAACAAAAUGGAAUUUCGUCUGUUUAAUAUGUGCAUGGAUUGGAGAUUCAUCCUUGGAUUCUGCCUAUUGUUGAUAUUGCUCAACAUGAUUUGUUGGUGUUUAGUUUGUUUGUCGCGAUGUGCUACUCGCAAGGACCCUGAUGUCGAAGCAAGUGAUGAUAUCCCUGAACUCCCGAAAGAUCCUGAACUUUUCAACACUCCUACUGAUCCAGCCGAUUUCUCUCCACCUUUGCCAGCCUUACCAUCACAAAUUCUCCUUCCUUACAUGCCUCCUCCGGUUAACGCUGAUGUUCACAUCAUAGAAAAUCCUAUAUGUACCGAAAACGUCUCAACUCAGACUGAUUUCCCUAUAGGACCAAUGAUCUUUCCCGUGAAGCCUAAGAAGAAACUUAGACCUGCUCCACUGCCUACACCACUGGACGACGAUGGGGUUUUAGGAGAUGAUAUUUCGAUUAAUGUACCUUAUUCACCCGACGAUGAAAUCCAACCAAAAGGAGAUAUAACCGUUUUCUUCCAAAAUAAAGAGCCAGGAUUGGACCCCGAGCCUCCAGUGCCUGACAUCCCUUUCUUCGUACCAAUGAGAGCUCCUCGUUUCCCAUCACCUCCGACACGUGACCCACCAAAAAAACCACCAAGAUUCAUUUCUCCCCCGAAGCAUCCUCGACAACCGCACAUGGAUAUGCCAAUGCAGAAUCUAAAAGAACCAGACAAUGUGAGAGAUCAAGCAAGUGAAAUUCAAAAGCCUCAACGCCUCAGUCCCCCUAAAGAGAAUGGAAUUCAACAGCAUAUCUUUCCCUCUCCUCCUAUAAACCGCCCACCUAUGGUUCCUCCACUCAUUAACCUAACGUCUGAAAACAAUGAAGAAACACCAAUCAUCGAUGACUCUACUCCACCCCCACCAGCUCCAUUCAGCAAUAAUCGAAACUCUUCCGGGUUUGCAGCACCAAGUCGCAAUAUCAGCCAACUUUUUUCCAACUCACCCCCGCAAUCUGUUCGAAUCCAGCGCGCCAAAGGCCGCGUUGGCGGGGUUGUUCGAGCUGGUAACCCAACAGGACCCGCUCCUACAGUAUGGAAACCAUGGAGCAAACCCACUGACACAUUCAGUAGUCCCAAAGGAGAUUUUUAA